Messenger RNA from Coregonus sp. 'balchen', 6146 nucleotides. The record is from the annotation of a GenBank genome assembly. NCBI's taxonomy places the organism in Eukaryota, Metazoa, Chordata, Actinopteri, Salmoniformes, Salmonidae.
UGAUGCCAUCUCUUUCUCCCUGUGUGAUGUCAUAUCCUUUUCCUGUUUAGGCACCUGGUGAACGGAGUGCAGGUGGGCUCUCCCGUCAACAUGAGGCUCCUGCUGCUCCUGCCCCAAAUACACACAGGUACACACACACAUACACUAUUGGUAAUGUUCCCCUAUUUACAUGUUUGUGUGUUGUGUGUCAGAAGUGAGCGAUGGUAAGCUUUGAGAAGAGGUUGUCUGGUGUGGGAGGAGGACAUGCAGAUGCACUCCAAGUUUCUAGACAGAAAGGUGACAUAUUAGUCUUUCCCUACACCCUACCAUUACCCCCUGCUCUCACCUUAACCCCUUACUCUUAAACCACUAACCCUUACAUUUCCAACCUGACCUGAUGUGUGUGUGUGUUACAGGAGGAGUUGAAAGUGGAGCAUGCCUCGUACCUGUGGCAGCAACCGGAGCUCCACGCCAUGAUGGCCGACUUCUUGCAGUUCCUGUUACUACAAAAAACUGAGCGACAUCUUCAUGUUCGCCCACAAGGACCUCUCCCCCUUUGCCUCCUGCCGACCCCUGGGGGGCACCUUCAACACCUCCUCACCUUGAGGAGACACUGGCUGUGUCUCAGUAGUCUAGUAGCUUCCUCUCACAGGCACUUCAGUGAGGAAAAUACUCUUCUGGUUAGCACUUGUCGCUAGUAUGUACAGAGGCCCUCGAGAUCAUCAAUUAAUAUGAAUGAUUUUAUGGAUGUUUUGGAUUUUAUUUUGUGAUACUGUUUUUAGUGUCUACUGUUUUUGUUUGUAUUACAUUUUACAUUUUAGUCAUUUAGCAGACGCUCUUAUCCAGAGCGACUUACAGGAGCAAUUAGGGUUAAGUGCCUUGCUCAAGGGCACAUUUACGUCAUUUAGCAGACGCUCUUAUCCAGAACGACUCACAAAUUGGUGCAUUCACCCUAUAGCCAGUGGGAAAACCACUUUACAAUUUUUUUUGGGGGGGGGGGGGGGGGGGGGUAGAAGGAUUACUUUAUCCUAUCCCAGGUAAUCCUUAAAGAGGUGGGGUUUCAAAUGUCUCCGGAAGGUGGUGAGUGACUCCGCUGUCCUGGCGUCGUGAGGGAGCUUGUUCCACCAUUGGGGUGCCAGAGCAGCGAACAGUUUUGACUGGGCUGAGCGGGAACUAUGCUUCCGCAGAGGAAGGGGAGCCAGCAGGCCAGAGGUGGAUGAACGCAAUGCCCUCGUUUGGGUGUAGGGACUGAUCAGAGCCCGAAGGUACAGAGGUGCCGUUCCCCUCACUGCUCCAUAGGCAAGCACCAUGGUCUUGUAACGGAUGCGAGCUUCAACUGGAAGCCAGUGGAGUGUGCGGAGGAGGGGGGUGACGUGAGAGAACUUGGGAAGGUUGAACACCAGACGGGCUGCGGCAUUCUGGAUGAGUUGUAGGGGUUUAAUGGCACAGGCAGGGAGGCCAGCCAACAGCGAGUUGCAGUAGUCCAGACGGGAGAUGACAAGUGCCUGGAUUAGGACCUGUGCCGCUUCCUGUGUAAGGCAGGGUCGUACUCUCCGAAUGUUGUAGAGCAUGAACCUGCAGGAGCGGGUCACCGCCUUGAUGUUAGCGGAGAACGACAGGGUGUUGUCCAGGGUCACGCCAAGGCUCUUCGCACUCUGGGAGGAGGGCACAACGGAGUUGUCAACCGUGAUGGCGAGAUCAUGGAACGGGCAGUCCUUCCCCGGGAGGAAGAGCAGCUCCGUCUUGCCAGGGUUCAGCUUGAGGUGGUGAUCCGUCAUCCAUACUGAUAUGUCUGCCAGACAUGCAGAGAUGCGAUUCGCCACCUGGUUAUCAGAAGGGGGGAAAGGAGAAGAUUAGUUGUGUAUCGUCAGCGUAGCAAUGAUAGGAGAGGCCAUGUGAGGAUAUGACAGAGCCAAGUGACUUGGUGUAUAGGGAGAAAAGGAGAGGGCCUAGAACUGAGCCCUGGGGGACACCAGUGGUGAGAGCACGUGGUGCGGAGACAGCUUCUCGCCACGCCACUUGGUAGGAGCGACCGGUCAGGUAGGACGCCAUCCAGGAGUGAGCCGCGCCGGAGAUGCCCAGCUCGGAGAGGGUGGAGAGGAGGAUCUGAUGGUUCACAGUAUCAAAGGCAGCAGACAGGUCUAGAAGGACAAGAGCAGAGGAGAGAGAGUUAGCUUUAGCAGUGCGGAGAGCCUCCGUGACACAGAGAAGAGCAGUCUCAGUUGAAUGACCAGUCCUGAAACCUGACUGGUUUGGAUCAAGAAGGUCAUUCUGAGAGAGAUAGCAAGAGAGUUGGCUAAAGACGGCACGCUCAAUAGUUUUGGAAAGAAAAGAAAGAAGGGAUACUGGUCUGUAGUUGUUGACAUCAGUGGGAUUGAGUGUUGGUUUUUUGAGAAGGGGAGCGACUCUCGCUCUCUUGAAGACGGAAGGGACAUGGCCAGCGGUCAAGGAUGAGUUGAUCAGCGAGGUGAGGUAGGGGAGAAGGUCACCGGAGAUGGUCUGGAGAAGAGAGGAGGGGAUGGGGUCAAGCGGGCAGGUUGUUGGGCGGCCUGCAGUCACAAGUCGCAGGAUUUUAUCUGGAGAGAGAGGGGAGAAAGAAGUCAAAGCAUAGGGUAGGGCAGUGUGAGUAGGACCAGCAGUGUCAUUAGACUUAACAAACGAGGAUCGGAUGUCGUCAACCUUCUUUUCAAAGUGGUUGACGAAGUCAUCCACAGAGAGAGGAGGGGGGGGGGGGGGGGGGGGGGAGGAUUCAGCAGGGAGGAAAAAGUGGCAAAGAGCUUCCUAGGGUUAGAGGCAGAUGCUUGGAAUUUAGAGUGGUAGAAAGUGGCCUUAGCAGCAGAAACAGAUGAAGAAAAUGUAGAGAGGAGGGAGUGAAAAGAUGCCAGGUCGGCAGGGAGUUUAGUUUUCUUCCAUUUCCGCUCCGCUGCCCGGAGCUCUGUUCUGUGAGCUCGCAAUGAGUCAUCAAGCCACGGAGCUGGAGGGGAGGACCGAGCCGGCCGGGAGGAUAGGGGACACAGAGAGUCAAAGGAUGCAGAAAGGGAGGAGAGGAGGGUUGAGGAGGCAGAAUCAGGAGAUUGGAGGGAGAACGAUUGAGCAGAGGGAAGAGAUGAUAGGAUGGAAGAGGAGAGAGUAGUGGGAGAGAGAGAGCGAAGGUUGCGGCGGCGCAUUACCAUCUGUGUAGGGGCAGAGUGAGUAGUGUGGGAGGAGAGCGAGAGAGAAAAGGAAACAAAGUAGUGGUCGGAGACAUGGAGGGGAGUUGCAGUGAGAUUAGUAGAAGAGCAGCAUCUAGUAAAGAUGAGGUCAAGCGUAUUGCCUGCCUUGUGAGUAGGGGGGGACGGUGAGAGGGUGAGGUCAAAAGAGGAGAGGAGUGGAAAGAAGGAGGCAGAGAGAAAUGAGUCAAAUGUAGACAUAGGGAGGUUGAAAUCCCCCAAAACUGUGAGGGGUGAGCCAUCCUCAGGAAAGGAACUUAUCAAGGCGUCAAGCUCAUUGAUGAACUCUCCAAGGGAACCUGGAGGGCGAUAGAUGACAAGGAUAUUAAGCUUAAAUGGGCUAGUGACUGUGACAGCAUGGAAUUCAAAUGAGGAGAUAGACAGAUGGGUUAGGGGAAAAAUUGAGAAUGUCCACUUGGGAGAGAUGAGGAUUCCUGUGCCACCACCCCUCUGACCAGAUGCUCUCGGGGUAUGCGAGAACACAUGGUCAGACGAGGAGAGAGCAGUAGGAGUAGCAGUGUUUUCAGUGGUAAUCCAUGUUUCCGUCAGCGCCAGGAAGUCGAGGGACUGGAGGUUAGCAUAGGCUGGGAUGAAGUCAGCUUUGUUGGCAUGUAUGAGCUGCACUGAAACAAAUUCCAGUCAACUCUGUUGAUAUGGCAGUCACAAGAGCUCCAGGUAUGUCAGUUGGUGUGAAUAAAAUAAAAUAUAUUAUUUAACGUCUAGUAUAUUUUCCAUGCUUUACUUCUGUUAAAGAACUUGAUCCAGUAACUUGAUCCAGUAACUUUAUUUCAGUAACUGCUACUUUGCUUUGGCUCUGAUGUGAUCACCCCAUAAAUUUGGACGAAUAAAGUUAUAAGUGAACGUAAUGCUAUUGUUUGGAUAACUUUGCUGCCCUGAUUUCCUAGUGAUAUUGUCAUGUAUACUCCCAACAAAUAUCAAUGAAUUAAAUCAGACAGCUGGUAAAGAUGUUCAAUGAUUCAUCAAUUUAGAGAGCGCAUUGCAUUUACUAAUAAUGAAAUGUUUUUAUUGUAACAUACAAACAACAUAACAACAACAUCUAAACACAUUGUGGUCCUCUGUAGCUCAAUUGGUAGAGCAUGGCGCUUGUAACGCCAGGGUAGUGGGCACGAUCCCCGGGACCACCCAUACGUAAAAAUGUAUGCACACAUGACUGUAAGUCGCUUUGGAUAAAAGCGUCUGCUAAAUGGCUUAUAAGUAUUAUUUAACAUAUUAACAAAACUAACAAGUUCAAGUCAAACAACUUCAAGAUAAAAUAUAGUAACAUAUAAACAACAUCUAAACACAUUUAACAUAUUAACGAACAUUUUAACAUAUUAACAAAACUAACAAGUUCAAGUCAAACAACUUCAAGUCAAGAUAAAAUAUAGUCAGGUCCAAAAAUGUUGACACCUUUGACAAAGAUGAGCAAAAAAGACAAUAAAAUAAAUAACACAAGUACACAAAUGUUACUUGUUGGUGGCCCUUAUAUAACUAAUGGUGAAAGCUAGCUAGCUGGAGCGAUGGUCAGGUAAAGUUCAAGCGUUAGUCACACAGCUUUUACUUUGAAAAUCCUUAGCACAAAUAUCCUGUGGCAGACCCUCUUUUCCAUGCCCACAUUGUCUCUGUUUAAUAAUUCAAUCUUGUGGAUGACAUAGAAAAAUUAAUUAAUGCAGUCCAAAUGAUUAUCAUCUUCGUUAUUUAAGUUUGGAUGUUGAUUGAGCGAACGGUACACGGAUGGGUCACUCAGUGUAAAGAAUCAUUGUACUAUCUAAACCGCUGUGAAAUAUAUUUUCAAUAACCAAAAAUAUUGUAUUUUCAGCUGUUUGAAGCUGGUGUUCAAAACUGAAAGUAAAAGACGCAAAAACUAAACUUAAAGAUGCACUAUGUAGAAAUGCUCCGCCAUUUCCUGGUUGCUAAAGUUCUAAUAGUUAGCCUAAUUUCAGUUUAUGUGACAGAACAAGCAAGUAUAGUGUAGAGAAUCCUUGUACCAUCUAAACCGCUGUGAAAUAUAUUUUCCAUAACCAAAAAUAUUGUAUUUUCAGCUGUUUGCAGCUGGUGUACAAAACCAAUAGUAAAAGACGCAGUUGGUAGCUCAGUUGGUAGAGCAUGGCACUUGCAACGCCAGGGUUGUGGGUUCGAUUCCCACAGGGGGCCAGUAUGAAAAAUGUAUGCACUCACUAACUGCAUGUCGCUCUGGAUAAGAGCGUCGACUAAAAUGUAAAAUCUAAAAAAACAAAUCUUAAGAAUGGGAAGCAUAUAAAUAGCACACAUAGAACAGAUAUACUGCUUCUUAGACUUGCUUUCAAUGAGAAUGGAAGAUCUAUAACACACAUUUCUAUGUGAAUUUGGGUUGGGUCGCCCAAAAAGUUACAUAUUGCAGCUUUAAUAUUAUCUAAGAUGAUCUAAUUACUAAUCUCAUGGACUUUGUUUCUGAGGCUACAUAUAUUUAUAUGAGCUAACUUUAACCCUUUCCUGGGUAGCUUAUAUAAAACUGAACUCAUAAUGAUAAUAGGUUGUAUUUCUAAUAAUUCUAUUUCUGAUAAUAACAAACCCCAAUCUCUUCUAAUUGGGGUGUUGUCCUGUUAGCAUGGUGGGUAGAGGGGUGGGGGGUUGCUGUCCACUCUGGAAGGGGUUCGACGUUACAGGCUGGAGCUGGCCUAUCUGGAUGGGGCCUGGUGGUGUAGGGUUGAGCUGGCCUCUCUGCAAGGUGCCCGAUGGUGCAAGGUGGUGUUUGCCGCUCUGGAUGGGAACCGAUGGUGUAGGGUGGAGCUGACCUCUCUGGAGGGGGCCCGAUGGUGCAGGGUGGAGCUGGCCUCUCUGGAUGGGGCCUGGUUGUGUAGGGUCGAGCUGGCCUCUCUGGAGGGGGCCCGAUGGUGCAGGGUGGAGCUGGCCUCUCUGGAUGGGGCCUGGUUGUGUAGGGUGGAGCUGGUCUCUCUGGGUGGGGGCUGGUGGUCGUGA